AUGGCCAGCACUGUCGGACAGGCCGCCGUUGCCUGGGCCGCCGGAGAGCCCCUCUCCAUUGAGGAUAUCGAGGUUGCGCCUCCCAAGGCCAACGAGGUCCGUAUCCAGGUCCACCACACCGGUGUUUGUCACACAGAUGCCUACACGCUCUCCGGAAAGGAUCCCGAGGGUGCUUUCCCCAUCGUCCUGGGUCACGAGGGUGCCGGUAUCGUCGAGUCGAUCGGUGAGGGCGUUACCUCCGUGAAGCCCGGCGACUUUGUCAUUGCUCUUUAG
Molecule: messenger RNA, 273 nt
Organism: Aspergillus melleus
Lineage: Eukaryota; Fungi; Ascomycota; Eurotiomycetes; Eurotiales; Aspergillaceae
Product: formate dehydrogenase (NAD+)
Exons: 3
Coding region: 1-273 (90 amino acids)
Biological process (GO): formaldehyde catabolic process
Cellular component (GO): cytosol
Molecular function (GO): zinc ion binding; S-(hydroxymethyl)glutathione dehydrogenase [NAD(P)+] activity
Source: RefSeq, a predicted model, not a curated record